UGCACCCGCCUUUCAGUGAAACCUAUGAAAAAUUGCCGUCGCUAGCGGGCAAAGUAUCCACCUUUAAAGAUGAGUCGUUUGUGAAAGUGAAGCCAGAUUAUCACUGAAGAGUGAUGGAAGAUAUAGCCUAUUUUCUUAUACAACUUCUUGGAUUCUUAAUUUUGUUUGGCAACUAUUACGUUGUUUGAAGAUGAAUGCGAUUUUUUUAUUUUAUUCUUGAAGACGUUUGAGAAAUACAAUGAAACGGAAAGAUACCUCUGCAUACAGCAAACCAUUGAGGAGCGUCGGUCUGGAAGUGACAGAGAUCAUGAAGCGGAGAAAAUUCGGCAUUUUUAAAAUGAACUCUAUAGGCAGAGAUAUACGACACUGAACGGAGAAAAUAUAGGCUAACAUAUGUCUUCUGGCAUGGAGCGCAACGGUCACUUCAAGCCAACACCUGCACAUUUCGACCCGGUAUUAAACAGUUCGACCAGCACCGGCGCUAAUGUGACUUUAAUACCUAAAAUUGACGAAGACGAUUCAAGUUUUGCUUUCCAAGUCACGUUAGCGUUAGUUCUCUGCGUUUUAACUCUCGCCACAAUAUUAAGCAAUGCGUUCGUCAUCGCGACUAUUUCCCAAUCGAGGAAGCUCCAGACACCGGCGAACUUCUUGAUCGCGUCCCUGGCGGUCACGGACCUUUUGGUGUCGGUGCUCGUGAUGCCUAUUUGCGCGCUUUACACGGUCACUCACGAGUGGACGCUCGGGCAGAUUAUUUGCGACAUUUGGCUGUCCUCAGAUAUAACCUGUUGCACGGCGUCUAUUCUUCACCUGUGCGUAAUUGCUUUGGAUCGAUACUGGGCUAUAACGGACGCGGUCGAGUAUGCCAAGAAACGUACCCAAGCGCGCGCCGCGGGGAUGGUGGCGACCGCGUGGAUCAUCGCCAUCUCCAUCUCUCUGCCACCUUUUUUCUGGCGACAGGUGAAGGCGGGGGAACUGACCAUCUGCACGGUGAACACAGACCACAUCUUUUACACCGUCUACUCCACAUUUGGUGCUUUCUACAUCCCCACGCUGCUGCUCAUCGCGUUGUACGGGAGGAUAUACGUGGAGGCGCGGAAGCGCAUCUUGAAACAGUCCCCCAAGAAAGCGGGUAAAAGACUCACUUCGGCGCACUUAAUCACGAAUUCACCAGCAUCGGUGGCUUCGACUUCUCCCUUACAUUGUGGACGGCAAGAUCUUUGCUCUGACACCGGCUCCAUGAGCAGUGACAAUCAGGUCAGAGUAACUAUAUCUGACUCACUUCUGGAGAAAAAGAGAAUUUCGGCUGCGAGGGAGAGGAAAGCCACUAAAACGUUGGGCAUUAUAUUAGGAGCCUAUAUUGUUUGCUGGCUGCCGUUUUUCAUCUACGCGCUGCUGGUUCCUCUCUGUCCAUCCUGUGGGUUUUCUACAGAACUCUUUGACUUUUUCACAUGGCUUGGUUACCUCAACUCAUUGAUCAACCCAAUAAUAUACACCAUGUCGAAUGAUGACUUUAAAAAAGCUUUUCACAAACUCAUAAGGUUUAGAUGUUGCAGACGUUAGGACGAUAGAGACAAAAUAAGUUUAUUGGCCUCGUUUGUAGAUGCAUAAGCGAAACGUCAUUCAAUGACUUUGGAUUUCGUUAGUGGCAGGUUGGCGAUAAAUAAUAACGCCAAAUUGUGUAAAAAUCAGCCUUGUCUUUAUUUCUUAUCAUAUGUGCAAUUAAUCUGAAAUAACAUAGUCAUUGACCAGAGUUGCUUAUCAAAAAUUGAAUAAAUAAGUUGGGCAAUCAAUUUUGCUUGUGUUUAAAUUCAGUUACGUUCUUUCAGUCUUAUAUGCAUUAUUAAACACCACCAAUAUUUGCACCACUCCCAGCAGAGCAUGGCCACCUUAAUUUGGUUUCUUAAAAAGCCCAAUCAUAAAUGAAAUAUAUAAUUAUAAAUAACCUAUUUAACAUAAAAAUAUACACAGUAUUGCAUCUGUAUUUUGGUUGCUAUUAUGUUCUCAGUGUUGCAAAUGAUGGUGUUUUUUGAUGAUGAGAUGAGCUAACAGUGCUAAUGUAUAUUAUGGAUACAUUUGUACACAGGUCAAUACUCUGUUCAGCAGCAGUAAAUAAAAGUUCAAGUACCCUGAGCCUCUGGCCAAGUAAACUGACCGACAUUAAGUUUUGGGCAUGCAUAAUUUGCGCAAAGUCUAAAUAGAUGCACCUUCUGCUCCAUGCACUCAUAAGUCAUUCAGCACUAUCUGUCACUUGGCAGCAUGAGAGCUCAUUGAGUAACUGAGAAUGACACGUUUAUCACAGGAGGUGAGUUAUACGUCAAAGAUGCACCGAACAAAGGGUUGAGAUAUCGACUUCUCGUGCCCAUAUGGAGUUGACAUCCACAGACGCAAAAUAAAUACCAGGACAGAAUCACUGCAAAGUCACAGCACUGCAAAAUCAUUUCAUAUUUCAAUUUAGUUUUCCACAAUAAGCCAGAAUGCGUCAACCCUGUCUUUUUAUGUUUAAUUCAGUCAUUGUAAACCUUUAUUUAGCUAUUAUCCCCUUUAGAUAUUUUUAUAAAAAAUGUGCAAGAACUGUA
Triplophysa dalaica is the source of this 2576-nucleotide messenger RNA. RefSeq names its product 5-hydroxytryptamine (serotonin) receptor 1B (gene htr1b). The coding region runs from base 394 to 1560 and encodes 388 amino acids. Gene Ontology annotation, molecular function: G protein-coupled serotonin receptor activity. The transcript has a single exon. Gene Ontology annotation, biological process: vasoconstriction; adenylate cyclase-activating adrenergic receptor signaling pathway; regulation of behavior. Lineage: Eukaryota; Metazoa; Chordata; Actinopteri; Cypriniformes; Nemacheilidae. Gene Ontology annotation, cellular component: plasma membrane. The record is from RefSeq and is a predicted model, not a curated record.